CUCCAGGCUCGCGUCUACGCCAGACAACUGUCGCGACUCAGCAACAGACGUGCACUCGCACCCACCGCGCCCUCUACCACCUCUUUUCCACCUCCAUUGCUCAUGGUCGCGUCGUAGCAUGCUCCUGUACUUGCGCAAACUUCGCGACCAUGCAUCUCAUCAAGCCGCAGUGGUUGACACACCCGGGUGAUCUUAAGGACUUUGAAGUAUACAGCUGCCACGUUUCGCCAGAUGGAAAGCGUCUGGUAACCGCCGCGGGAGAUGGCUAUGUGCGAAUAUGGUCGACCGAAGCCAUUCUCCGCUCGAACGAUCCCAACUGCGCAGAACCCAAACAAUUGGCGGCCGUCAGCCACCACUCCGGAACGAUUCAUGCGGUCCGUUUCUCGUCCAACGGCAAAUAUCUCGCCUCGGGCGCGGAUGAUAAAAUAGUUUGUGUAUAUGGGCUGGAUCCAAAUGCGCCUGCACAUGUCACAUUCGGAUCAAACGAAACGCCAAAUGUUGAGAACUGGAGAGUCCUUCGCCGUCUCAUAGGGCACGAUAACGAUGUGCAGGACCUCGGAUGGUCAUUCGAUUCCUCGAUUCUGGUAUCUGUGGGUUUGGACUCGAAGGUCGUUGUAUGGUCGGGACACACAUUCGAGAAGCUCAAGACGCUGUCGCAUCACCAGAGCCAUGUAAAAGGCAUUACUUUCGAUCCGGCGAACAAAUACUUUGCGACCGCUAGCGACGACCGAACUAUUAAGGUGUUUCGGUUCACCUCUCCACCGCCGAAUGCUACCGCUCAAGACCAGGUCAACAACUUCAUGCUGGAGAGUACUAUCACAGCGCCGUUCACCGCUUCGCCACUCACCACGUAUUUCCGCCGUUGCUCUUGGUCACCAGAUGGCGCACACAUAGCCGCCGCGAACGCUACGAACGGCCCCGUGAGCUCAGUUGCAAUUCUAGCACGAGGAAGCUGGGAUGGAGACAUCAGCCUGGUCGGCCAUGAAGGGCCUGUGGAGGUCUGCGCGUUUUCGCCUAGAAUGUUUCAUCGAGAACCUCCCAGGCUGGAGACUGAUCCGAACAGCUACCAGCACAGUGUGACGGUAGUUGCGUGUGCCGGUCAGGACAAGUGCCUAAGCAUCUGGAACACAAGUUUUGCCCGUCCGUUCAUGAUUACACAGGAGCUGGCCAUGAAAUCAAUAUCGGAUCUCGCUUGGGCGCCGAACGGAGAGACGCUGUUCGUGACAAGUCUGGACGGCGGCAUCCUAACGUUGGUGUUCGAGCCUGGAGAACUGGGCUAUCCUGCAUCGUUGCUAGAAAACGAGAAAUCACUCUCUAAAUAUGGCGCAAGUAGAAGGGCGGGCAUCAUUGAAGGCACAGAUGCCUUGCUUCUUGAAGAGAGCAGUAAGAGCGGAGAGUUAAAGGGCGUUCAGGGAAGAAUGGGCGCCCUGAUGGGAGACGGCGGCGCUGUCCAACCUGCUUCCCUCACAAAUGGCACCAACGGUACCAUAGCGAGCAACGCGCUCACAAACGGCUCAUCCUCUACACAACCAAUAGCGCCGCCCGAGCCUCCAUCGGACCAGAGAGUCGAGAAGCUUAAGCAACGUGUCACCGUCACCAAAGAGGGCAAGAAGCGCAUAGCACCGAUGCUCGUGUCAUCAUCGUCUGGAGUUGGCCAGUCGUCGUUACCCCAGACCCAACUCAUUUCUGCGACCACGACGGCCGGAGGCAGGAGUGACAAUCCCCACAACGUCCUUGAUCUAUCGAAACCAUAUGACGGCUAUCCGAAAGGCGGUCUAGCUUCCAUGCUCAUCGGGAACAAGAGGAAGUUUGCCGAGAUCGAGGGUGAUGAGGACCGUCAGGUCGAGAAACGGCUGGCAGCUUCUGUCCGACCCGGAGGCGCUGCUAUCGUCAUCAACAGUGAGAAUGGUGUCAUGCCACCUGCUGCGGCUGGUUCAAAGACAAAUGAGCUCGAGGUUCCGAAGGUUCUACGACCCGCCAUCGUCAGUCCUGCUCUGAGUGUCAGCCAAGUCCGAUUGGCCGUUCCCAAGGUUAGAAGCAUCAUUGUGCGGACCAUGGAUGGCAGCGAGCCACCGCAGGCGAACGGUGCCAUCGGUGCAAAAGAAACCGAUACUGUCAUUCUAGAAGCUCGCAAUGCCACCGGACCUUCGCGGACCGGACGGGCACAGGAUCAUGACCCCGCGAGGAUAACUUGCACCAGAAGAGGGCAAUCUCUUUGGCAAGACUUUCUUCCCAAAGCUGUACUGCUCGUGACCGGAAACGAAAAUUUCUUUGCAGCUGGAUGCGAAGACGGAUCGGUAUACGCUUGGACGCCUGCGGGACGGCGCACGCUAAACGCUAUGAUUCUGGAAGCUCAACCCGUGAUCAUGGACUGCCGCGGGUGGUGGCUUCUCUGCAUAACAGCAGUCGGGAUGUGUUACGUUUGGAAUCUAAAGACGAUGUCCUCCCCUCACCCACCGAUAUCUCUAGCUCCGGUUCUCGACAUUGCAGCGCACGCUCAGGGACCGCAUCUUACACGGUCUCCAGGUAUCGUUUUCGCCCGCUUAAACUCCGAGGGCCGGGUCAUUGUCGCUAUGUCGAACGGUGACGGUUACGCCUACUCGCCGAGCAUGUAUGUCUGGCAGCGGAUAUCGGAGCCCUGGUGGGCUGUGGGAAGCCAGUACUGGAACACUGCCGACUCCUCCGUUGGCAACGUCGCGUCUUCGAGCAACAAUGGAACCAGUAAAGAGAAGAACGACCAUGUCUCCAUUGAGAAUAUCUCUGCCGGCAUCAUCCCCACUCUGGAGCGCAACACGACGAAUCAGUUCCUCCUCCAAGGUCGCGCGUUCUAUCUGCAACGUUUGAUCAAGGCGCUCAUAUCUGCGGAAGGUUACGAAAGCUUCGAGUCCUGUGUAUCCGUUGCACAUCUCGAGAACAGGGUAGCAGCUGCGCGGGCGCUCGGCGCAAGGGAGGAAUUCAAGAUUUAUCUCUCCAUGUACGUCAAGCGGAUAGGCGCAGAGGGCCUCAAAGGCAAGAUUGAAGAGCUCUUGCGUAGUCUUACGGGCGACCUCCUGCCCGACGAGGAGGGCGACGAGGCACCUAAGGAGGAAGUCAUCUGCGGGUGGAAGACGGAGGAUCUAUUGAAGGAAGCGGUGGUUAUACUGGGCAAAUUCCGCGAUCUUCAGCGCAUAACGGUGCCCUAUGCACGCCUCCUUGGCAUCGUCAACGAGCAUCAAAGUGAUCAGGCCAUGAUCACCGAUAUGUAGUAUACCCCUGGUUAAGUGGAAUGGCGUCUUUCUGCUUUUUCUUCAAAAGCAUGAGGUUAUUAUUGUAUUCUAAAGGCCUAUAUUUCUGAGCGUGCAUGUCUUCGCACAGUACCUGGCUUCUAGCGGGUCCGUGGAUAUGGACUGUAAUUGUACGCUGGCUUAGUUAGGAAAUGUCCUGAAGUCGUGCGGGAGGCAUGAUACCUUACUCAAUGGAGCGAUAUGCAAUGG
Trematosphaeria pertusa is the source of this 3473-nucleotide messenger RNA. Its product is annotated as Hira-domain-containing protein. Gene Ontology annotation, cellular component: HIR complex; nucleus. The transcript has 5 exons. Gene Ontology annotation, biological process: chromatin remodeling; DNA-templated transcription; regulation of DNA-templated transcription. Lineage: Eukaryota; Fungi; Ascomycota; Dothideomycetes; Pleosporales; Trematosphaeriaceae. The coding region runs from base 150 to 3245 and encodes 1031 amino acids. Gene Ontology annotation, molecular function: protein binding; nucleosome binding. The record is from RefSeq and is a predicted model, not a curated record.